AUGUACAACCUAGGGAGAGCUGGAUUGACAUACUGGAGUCCAACCAUCAAUGUGGUUCGAGACCCAAGAUGGGGACGAAUUGUUGAAACCCCAGGCGAGGACCCUUUUGUCGUUGGCAAAUAUGCUAAGAACUACGUUAGAGGUCUCCAAGAUGUGGAAGGAUCUGAAAAUGUCACCGAUUUGAACUCUAGACCUCUAAAAGUUUCUUCGUGUUGCAAGCACUAUGCUGCUUAUGAUGUUGACAAUUGGCUCGGUGUUGAACGUUACAGUUUUGAUGCUAGGGUGACUGAACAAGAUAUGUCGGAGACAUUCAAUAAGCCAUUUGAGAUGUGUGUUAAGGAAGGAGAUGUUAGCAGCAUAAUGUGCUCUUACAACAGAGUUAAUGGCAUUCCAACUUGUGCUGAUCCAGUUCUCUUGAAGGACACCAUUAGAGGCAAUUGGGAUCUUCAUGGAUACAUCGUUUCAGACUGUGACUCAGUUAAAGUUUUGGUAGAAGAUGCACAUUAUCUACAAGACACAAAUGAAGAUGCCGUUGCUCAAACACUCAAAGCAGGGUUGGAUUUGGAUUGUGGUAAAAUUUACCCACAAUACACAGAAUCCACAGUAAGGCAAGGGAAAGUUGGGAUGAAAGAAAUUGACAACGCUCUAAACAAUCUCUACGUUGUUCUAAUGAGGCUUGGGUACUUUGAUGGAAACACUGGUUUCGAAUCACUUGGAAAACCAGAUAUUUGCUCUGAAGAACACAUUGAAUUGGCCACUGACGCUGCUAGACAAGGAACUGUUUUACUCAAGAACGAUAAUGACACUUUGCCUUUUGAUCCUUCUACUUACAAAACCCUAGCUGUUGUUGGACCCCAUGCCAAUGCCACUUCUGCCAUGCUUGGAAACUAUGCAGGAGUGCCAUGCAGAACGAAAUCCCCAAAGGAUGGGCUAUCAGAAUAUGCAAAAGUGAACUACCAAAUGGGGUGUGAUAGUGUUGCUUGCAAAAACGAUACCUUCAUAUUUGGAGCCAUGGAGGCAGCCAGGACCUCUGAUGCAACUGUGAUUUUUGUUGGUAUUGAUUUGUCCGUUGAAGCAGAGAGCUUAGACAGAGUUGAUCUUCUUCUUCCUGGAUACCAAACUCAACUCGUUCAACAAGUUGCAACUGUCUCUAAGGGCCCAGUUGUUCUUGUCAUCUUGUCCGCCGGAGGCAUUGACAUAUCUUUUGCCAAGAACAACUCCAACAUCAAAGCCAUUAUCUGGGCUGGAUAUCCCGGAGAGGAGGGCGGUCGUGCCAUUGCCGAGGUCAUCUUCGGAAAAUACAACCCAGGAGGAAGAUUACCCUUGACAUGGUAUGAAAACAACUACGUGAAUCAGCUUCCAAUGACAUCAAUGCCGCUCCGGCCAGUGGAAAGCCUCGGAUAUCCAGGAAGAACUUAUAAAUUCUACGACGGCCCCGUCGUCUAUCCAUUCGGCCACGGCCUCAGCUACACCUUUUUCAUCCAUAACCUAACUUCCGCCAAACGGUCCAUCACCAUCGAUCUCAGCAGCAGGGUUCAAUGCCGCGACAUCGCCUACAACAACGGCACCUUCAAGCCCGAAUGCGCCGCCGCCCUAGUGGACGACCUGACUUGCACCGAGGAGAUCGAGUUCCAAAUGGAAGUUGAGAACACCGGCAAGAGAGACGGCAGCCAGGUGCUGAUAGUGUACUCGGUUCCGCCAAGUGGAAUUUCUUCGACACAUAUAAAGCAGGUGGUUGGGUUCCAGAGGCUGUAUCUGAAUGCUGGGGAUAGCGAAACGGUGACAUUUAAGUUGAAUGCUUGUAAGAGCUUGGGGCUUGUUGAUUUUACUGGGUACACUCUGCUGCCGGCGGGUGGGCACACCAUUGUUGUCGGAGACGGAGAAGUAUCUUUUCCGGUUGAGCUUAGCUUUAAUAAGAAGUAGGGUUAGGUUAUUUGGUCUCAGGGAGUUUAGGGUUUCUGCGUAGAGGGUAGGUCACCAUUUUCUUUUCUUUUCAGUGAUUGAUGUUAAUAAAAUAUUCUUCAGAUAGAUUUUUCUU
Molecule: messenger RNA, 2038 nt
Organism: Cucumis melo (muskmelon)
Lineage: Eukaryota; Viridiplantae; Streptophyta; Magnoliopsida; Cucurbitales; Cucurbitaceae
Product: probable beta-D-xylosidase 2
Exons: 6
Coding region: 1-1923 (640 amino acids)
Biological process (GO): arabinan catabolic process; xylan catabolic process
Cellular component (GO): plant-type cell wall
Molecular function (GO): xylan 1,4-beta-xylosidase activity; alpha-L-arabinofuranosidase activity
Source: RefSeq, a predicted model, not a curated record